Molecule: messenger RNA, 1383 nt
Organism: Aspergillus homomorphus CBS 101889
Lineage: Eukaryota; Fungi; Ascomycota; Eurotiomycetes; Eurotiales; Aspergillaceae
Product: UDP-Glycosyltransferase/glycogen phosphorylase
Exons: 2
Coding region: 31-1383 (450 amino acids)
Molecular function (GO): UDP-glycosyltransferase activity
Source: RefSeq, a predicted model, not a curated record
CCCAAAGACCCCCUCCCCUCGAAAACCAGAAUGAACGAGAUCAGGACACCCUCUCCCAAACCCAUUGUGGUCAUAAUCUGCCCCCCCGAAGAUGGACACACGAGACCGUUGCUCCCCCACGCCACGCACCUGAUCAAACAAGGAUACGUGGUGCACUUCAUCGGUGGCGUCAACUUCGAGGAAGCGAUCCGAUCAACCGGCGCAACAUACCACCAUGUACCCAGCGUCCUCACUGCGGAGCAAUUCCAACAGCAGCAGGCCCUGGAAGGCCCGGCGCAAUUCAUCUUCGGGAUCAAGCACAACUUCAUCGACCUGACCCCCGUCGCCAUGAAAGCGCUGCAGCGGGUGCUUGAGACCAUCCGCGAGGAGAACCCAGAGCGCGAGGUGGUGAUCCUGCAGGAGUUCGUGUCGAUGGCAGUCUGGCCGUUCCUGCUGGGCGCCCCCUUACCGAAGGGCUACAACCGAUUCCCGAAAGUCAUCACGCUGUCGACCGUCCCUUUGACAGUCUCAAGCAUCGACACUGCGCCCUUCGGACCGGGGCUGCCGCCGGAUUCCAGUGAUGAAGGGCGCAACCGGAACGCCGCGAUGUAUCAAGCGAUGGAGGGGAUAGGGGCCGAGCUCAUCGCGUAUGCGGACGCGGUGUACUCAGACCUAGGCGCCACAUCGCGUAUCCCCACCAAAGUACUGAUGGACUUCUGGGCCACCGGCGCCGAUCUGCUGCUACAGCCAUGCAGCCCCAGCCUGGAGUACCCACGGAGUGACCUGUCGCCGAAGAUCCGCUUUAUUGGUGCCAUGCCGCCGCCUCCGUUGGCAGCGACGAUAGCGCUCCCAGCGUGGUGGGGGGAGCUUGUGGCGGCGAAGCAGGCCACGCCGCCCAAGAAGGUGGUUUUCGUGACGCAGGGAACCUUUAUUCUGGAUUACCGCAUGCUUCUCAUACCCACCAUUCAAGCCUUGGCUGGAAACGAUCAGUACCUGGUCGUCGCGGUUCUGGGAAAGAAGGGCGCCGCGCUCGAUGAUGACGUGAAGCUUCCGGAGAAUGCCAAGGUGGUUGAUUAUUUAUCGUACGAUGCAAUUCUCCCGUACGCGGAUGUCUUUGUAACCAACGGGGGUUACGGAGGGUUCCUCCACGGCGUCAUGCACGGGGUCCCCAUGGUCAUAGCCGGAACGGGCCAAGACAAGGCCGAGGUGUCCAUGCGCGGCGAAUGGGCUGGAAUCGCAGCAAACCUCAGAUCGAACACGCCGAGUAUUGAGGACAUUCGAGAAGGCGUUACGAAGGUUAUCGGGGAUGACCGGUUUAAACGACGGUGCUUGGCUAUCAAACAAGAAAACGAGGAUCUUGCGUGCUUUGCACAAGUAGAGCGCUACAUUAACGAGAUAGUAUAG